Messenger RNA from Arachis stenosperma, 1086 nucleotides. Its product is annotated as isoliquiritigenin 2'-O-methyltransferase-like. The transcript has 4 exons. The record is from RefSeq and is a predicted model, not a curated record. Lineage: Eukaryota; Viridiplantae; Streptophyta; Magnoliopsida; Fabales; Fabaceae. Gene Ontology annotation, molecular function: S-adenosylmethionine-dependent methyltransferase activity; O-methyltransferase activity; protein dimerization activity. Gene Ontology annotation, biological process: methylation. Bases 1 to 1086 code for a protein of 361 amino acids.
AUGAGUUCAUCAGCAAGAAAGGAAGAAGAAUAUGAUGACGACGAUGCAUGCAUGUAUGCGUUGUUGUUGUCAACUUUUCAAGUGUUCCCUUUCAUAUUGAAUGCUGCUGUUGAACUCAACCUGUUUGAGAUAUUGUCUGAGUUAGCCCCCAACGGUGCAUACUCAUCGGUUUCCGAAAUCGCUUCAAAGCUUCCUUCACAGCACCCUCAACUCCACAACAGGCUGGACAGAAUGCUUCGUGUGCUUGCCAGUUUCUCACUUCUCAAUUCGAGUGUCGUCGUCGUCGACGGCGACAAGGUUGAGAGGCUUUAUAGUCUCUCACAUGCUGCUAAAUAUUUUCUCAAAAAUCAGAGUCAUAAUCUAGCUUUUUUCUCAAAUCUCAACUGCCACCCAGCUCUAACAAGGGUUUGGGUAAACAUUAAGGAUGCAAUUGUUGAUGGAGGAAUAGAGGUUUUCAAGAAGGUUAAUGGGAUGUCAGUGUGGGAGUACAUGGAGAAGGAUGCAGAACUGAGUGACACUUUCAACAAAGCAAUGGCAGGAAUGUCUGCCACACAUAUGAAGAAAUACUUGGAAGCAUAUGAUGGAUUUGAAGGAGUGUCAACGCUGGUUGAUGUUGGAGGAGGUACUGGACACUGCCUCAAAAUGAUCCUCUCCAAGUACCCUAAUAUUAAGGGUAUUAACUUUGAUUUGCCUCAAGUCAUUCAACAUGCCCCACCCUAUCCAGGUAUUGUGCACGUUGGAGGAAACAUGCAUGAAACCAUUCCAAAGGGGGAUGCCAUCAUGAUUAAGGCUGUUUGUCAUAAUUGGUCAGAUGAGAAGUGUGUAACAGUGCUGAAAAACUGUUAUAAAGCACUUGAAGAGAAUGGGAAAGUGAUUAUCUUUGAGAUGAUCAUGCCUGAAGAACCAGAUUCAAGCAAUGCCUCUAAGCUUGUCUCUGUUGUUGACAAUUCAAUGUUGCUUCAUGCUGGAGGCAAGGAGAGAACAGAGAAAGAAUUUGGGAAGCUAUGCAAAGACUCUGGAUUCACCACUUACCAAGUUGUUUGCCGUACUCUUUCUGUUUUCGGAGUCAUAGAAUUUUAUAAAUAA